Molecule: messenger RNA, 2160 nt
Organism: Lutra lutra (Eurasian river otter)
Lineage: Eukaryota; Metazoa; Chordata; Mammalia; Carnivora; Mustelidae
Gene: PCNA
Product: proliferating cell nuclear antigen
Exons: 6
Coding region: 175-960 (261 amino acids)
Biological process (GO): regulation of DNA replication; mismatch repair; leading strand elongation
Cellular component (GO): PCNA complex
Molecular function (GO): DNA polymerase processivity factor activity; DNA binding
Source: RefSeq, a predicted model, not a curated record
UCGCAGACGCGGCGCUAUUAAACCGUCGCAGGCGCCUGGAGCUGGUUGUGAUCGUGCUGGCGCUCAGACGUGAGCUCGUGCGUUCGCCGGCUCGCUCUUACCCUGUGACGCCCAAGCCGGGAACAACUUCCUCUUUAUCUCCGCCUGUAGCUGCGUCGUUGUGACUCUGCCACCAUGUUCGAGGCGCGCCUGGUCCAGGGCUCCAUCCUGAAGAAGGUGCUGGAGGCGCUGAAGGAUCUCAUCAAUGAGGCCUGCUGGGACAUAAGCUCGAGCGGCGUCAACCUGCAGAGCAUGGAUUCCUCCCACGUCUCCCUGGUGCAGCUCACCCUGCGCUCCGAGGGCUUCGACACGUACCGCUGCGACCGCAACUUGGCCAUGGGUGUGAACCUCACCAGCAUGUCCAAAAUACUGAAAUGCGCUGGCAAUGAGGACAUCAUUACACUAAGGGCUGAAGAUAAUGCGGACACCCUGGCCCUAGUAUUUGAAGCUCCAAAUCAAGAAAAGGUUUCAGACUAUGAAAUGAAAUUAAUGGAUUUAGAUGUUGAACAACUUGGAAUUCCAGAGCAAGAGUAUAGCUGUGUAGUAAAGAUGCCUUCUGGUGAAUUUGCACGUAUAUGCCGAGAUCUCAGUCAUAUUGGAGAUGCUGUUGUAAUUUCCUGUGCAAAAGAUGGAGUGAAAUUUUCUGCAAGUGGAGAACUAGGAAAUGGAAAUAUUAAGUUGUCACAAACAAGUAAUGUCGAUAAGGAGGAGGAAGCUGUUACUAUAGAGAUGAAUGAGCCAGUUCAGCUAACUUUUGCACUGAGAUACCUGAACUUCUUUACAAAAGCCACUCCGCUCUCUCCUACAGUAACACUCAGUAUGUCUGCAGAUGUACCCCUUGUUGUAGAGUAUAAAAUUGCCGACAUGGGACAUUUAAAGUACUAUUUGGCUCCCAAGAUCGAGGAUGAAGAAGGAUCUUAGAUGUUCUUAAAAUCCAAGAAAAUAAAGUUAAGCUCUUUAAGAACUGCUUCUGAGAUGCCAGCAUGUACUAAGUUCGUCACCAAAUUUGUACCUCUUGAGUACAUAUGUAGAUAUUUUCUGUAAAUAACCUAUUUUUUCCUUCACUCUUUACAAUUUGUUUAAAGAAUAAAAUCCAAAGUCAAAUUUGGUCUUGUUAACCUAGAAAUAUUUCUGCCUUACCUAAAAAUACUUGUGUAUUCAUAACAAAAGGGUUUUGAUUCUAAAUGCAGUUUUGAGAAUUUUUUUCAAUUUAAAUAAAAGUUUUUUGAAUUUCAAACAUAACAAGUCAGUGCCUUCAUUUGGACCAUGACUGUUGCAAGUAUCCUGGGGAAUUCAGUUCAAGCUACCAUUUCAUGUAAAUGUGCUUAUUUUUCCAGUCUAGAGCAGCCUGAUAAAAAUACAUUUGAUACAGCAAUAAAAAGUAUUCCAACUACAGUAGGUGACAAGGUAUUUUGGGGGAUUCAUUUGUCAAACUUAUUUUGGUAUUCUUCUAACUUGAGUUCAAGAAAUAAACAGGAGAGUAGACCUAUAUAUUUUGUUAUCUUGUCAAUUUUGUUAGCAAAAACUAACACUUUUUUUCCAGCUUUAUGUACCCAAAGCUGUGUGGGCUUUAGAAGACUAGCACUGUUACAGGGCAGUGUCUUAGCCUAGGGAGCCUUUUAAAAGAAUCUUGAAAGAUUUAGUAGAUCUGUGAUAGGGGCCAAGCAAUAUGUUUGUGCAAAAAUAAUUUUUCUAGUAUAAGUGGCCUUUUUUGGGACUUAAUCCUAGCAGUUGUGAAACAGACUGUUUAGAUGUUCCUACUAAUUGUGCCAAACUGGCAUAGCACAUACUGAGAAUCACUUUAUUAAAGUCCUUUAUUCCUGGUGUAUUCUGUGCUUGGUGGUUUAAACGACUGGUUCCUUUGUUGUAGUACCUGGACUGAGUUCUGGUUACUAGAGGUAUAACCCACUAUACCCAGUAGGUAACUAGUAAUUACCUUCUGUGUCCCUGGGGGCAGGGAAGGAUAUUGGCUGCAAAGGGGCCUGAUGGAAGUUUUGGGAAUGAUGUAACUUUAAUAUAGACCGGUGAUGGUUCCAAGACUGUAUACACUUGUCAAAUUCAUCCAAUUGUACUUUAUUGUAUGUAAAUUAUACUUUAAUAAAUCUGACAUUUACAAAGCUU